GGAGCGCGGCGCCGGGCGGCGGGAGCGCGCAGCGAGCGGAUGGCGGCCACCAUCAGCCUGUUCGACUUGGCCAACCUGAGCAUCGGCCACCCCGGGCCGGGCGCCGUCAACUUCACGGCGCUGCACUCGCUGCUCCACGCCGUGCUGCGGCACCUGGGCAUCCAGCAGGUGCUGACGGAGCGGCGGCCCGAGCUGCUGGAGCCCGGCGCCCGGCCGGACCUCGGCCCCGGCCCCGAGCCCACCCCCUACCGCCGGCUGGAGCAGCAGCUGCUGCAGGUGGAGCGGCAGGUGCAGGAGCUGAGCCGCCUGCCCAGCGCCGUGGAGCUGCUGCAGCGCAGCCGGCAGGACGGCAAGGCGGUCAGCGACGUCUGGAACCUGCUGCAGCUCCGCAAGAGCACCGAGCUCAACCGGGAGGGCGUGGACAAGGCGAUGUCCAUGAUGGAGGAGCUGAUGCAAGAGAUGAAUUAUCUGAAGAAGUUCAAAACUACUAUUGAAGAUCGCAUUAAAGACAUCAACAAGAAUAUUGAUUCAGUGACGAACCAGAUGGAUUUGGUAAACGAGGUUCUGAAAAAAACUCCUGAGGAUCGGAAACAGUUUGUCAGCUGGAAAGCUCUCCAAAGUACUCUCGUUGAUACACCUGCUGAUCCUCCACAUGAUGUUGAACCGUCUCUGACAAGCCAAGUUCUUGCACCAGCUCUUGACGCCAAGGCUGAUACUGACGCAAGCCAGACACCUGAGGCCAGUAAAGUGUCUGUCCCCCAAGAGACGCAAAUUGAAACGCAGGCUGUCCCGACGAUAACCCAGCCUUCUGAAGGACUUCCAGUCCAGGUACAUGAGCCUUCUGUUGUACAGAAGAGAGCUGGCUCGGCCAUGCUGUUUGGGGAGGGAGCUGAGCUUUAUCCUGAUACCAUAUCUGCUCUUCAACGCAUCCGACGCGCAUCUGACUAUCAACCUUUGUUGGAUCAGCGAGUAUCUGCUCUCGAGAAAGCCUUCUCAGAAUUAGCCAGCUCAGCGAUGGAUGGUGAGGUGAAGGGAAUUGAUGGCAAGAGUGAACAACAAGUCACGUCCACAGAGGAAGCUGACUGUGUGAAGCCAGCUGAUGAUGUGACGGCCCAAAUAUCGGAUCUCAGGGACAUGGUGAAGAACAUUGAUGAGGAGCUGAAGGAGCUGCGGAGGUUCCAGCCCAGCAGCACCAAACCCGGAGGUCACAUGCAGCAGCAGUUGGACAAGUUAGGCUCUGUUCUGGAAAAAAUCAUGAGCUCCUCAUGUGCCCUGCUUGGGAUGAGCCUUGGCCUGGAGACAGAGUCGACCUGCCCUGUGUGCAGUCUGGACGUCAGUCAGGAUGCCAGCAACCUGUGCCAGCGAUUUCAGAAACUGCAGGAAACAGUUAACGUCCUGGUUGACUCAGCUGGGGAGGGUGCACAGGACGGUGGGGUCCUGGGGCAGUUCCAGACCCACAUCGAGCAGCUGCAGGCCGAGUGUGAGAAGCUCAACAGCGCCACCACCCGGCUGCUGGAGGACGACCGGCUGCAGCAGAGGAACAUCGAGUCUCUGUUUGACUCGUUGAGCCGCCUGGAGACCAAGUGUGGUGAAGGGAGCAUCAGCCAGGGGCAGUUUGACGCCGUCACCAACCAGCUGAACCGGAUGAUCGAGGGUCUGCUGAACAAGAUCUGUGCCCAGGAGAAGGACUGGACCUGUGUCCUGGAGCGGCUGACGGCCGAGGUGGAGUGCAAGCUGGACCGGAUCGAACUGGAUCCGUUGAAGAAGCAGCUGGAGGAGCGAUGGCGGUCGGUGCGCAGACAGCUGCAGGACCAGCGGGGGCCACCGGAGGGAGCAGCUGGGCUGAGGAAGCAGCUCAUCAGCCACUUCCACUGCCUGUCGUGUGACCGGCCGCUGGACAUCAAGGUGCCGUGCUCUCCGACUGUAAUCUCACUACCGUUACCCAACUAUCCAACCAGCGGUCACCGGCCACAGCGCUCAGACCUUGAUCCGACACGACGCAGGAGCAAGGGUGAACGGAUCGCGGACUUGAUGGAAAACUUCCCAACCACAGCCCGCAGUUGUGGGGGCAGCCACACCCUGACCUACGCUCACUACCGUCGAUGCCCCAAGCUAUAUGAACCCUACCCCACCACGGCACCGGAUGAAGAUCACUCUGCCAAGCGAGGGGACAGCCCCAUGACGAUGGUCACCGACUCACAGAACCGGGGGAGGUCGAGCUGUAAACUGCCCUCCAUCGGGGGCAGGGACGGGUCCCGGUCCAAGCCAGCUCGCUGCCCGUCCCAGAGGUCAUCUGCCACCAAACUCUGCUCCAGUCGGCUGCCCAGUGCACACUUCCCCACCGUGAUGGGCUCAGGGAAUUAUUUUGCCAGCCACUUCAUCAUGGGAGGAGAGACCUUUGACUCGGCUCAUCCCGAAGGUUACCUGUUCGGCGAGAACUCCGACCUGAACUUCCUGGGAGCUCGGCCAGUCACCUUCCCAUACGCUGCUCCACCCCCCCAGGACCCGGUGAAAACCCUGCGGAGUCUCAUCAGCAUCCGGAAGGACACUCUGCGACUGGUGAGGUGCACAGAGGAACUGAAGGCCCUGGGGGACGACAGUCCCAAACCCAAGAUCUCCUACAACGUGGAGUUCACCUUCGAUGCCGACGCACGGGUGGCCAUCACCAUCUACUACCAGGCCACUGAGGAGUUCCAGAACGGCUGUGCCAGCUACACCUCAAAGGACUGCUCACUACAAUCGGAAACCGUGCACUACAAGCGUGGCGUGUGCCAGCAGUUCUGUUUGCCCACUCACACCAUCGACCCUUCAGACUGGAUGGAGGAGGAGCUGGGCUGUAACGCGGAUGGCACCGUGUACCCGAUGGUAAUCCAUGCUGUGGUGGAUGAAGGAGAGGAACAUCUGGGCCACUCGCACGUCCUGCUGACCACGUUCGAUAAGAACCCAGACGGCAACUGCUCAGUGAAACCACUCAAACAGAAGCAGGUGGUGGACGGGGUCAUUUACCUGCUGCAGGAAAUUUAUGGAAUCGAAAAUAAAUCCCACAGCCUGGAGUCCAAGGUCCCUGACGACGAGCUGAGUGACAACAGCGCCGAGUGUGUGGUCUGUCUCUCCGACGUCCGCGACACCCUCAUCCUGCCCUGCCGACACCUGUGUCUCUGCAAUGCCUGUGCCGACACCCUGCGCUACCAGGCCAACAACUGCCCCAUCUGCCGCCUGCCCUUCCGCGCUCUCCUACAGAUCCGAGCGAUGAGGAAGAAGCUGGAUGGCCUGUCACCCGGCAGCUAUGACCCGAUCAUCGCCGCCCACCUCCCGGAGCCUGACGACCCGCUGUCAUCUGACCGGGUUCCCCACGGAUACGAGGUGGUGUCCCUGCUGGAAGCACUGAAUGGUCCCCUCACCCCUCCCUCAGCACCACCCGUCCACCUGGUCCGGAACGGCCACGCUCCCUGCCCAAGGCCCUCCAUCAGGCACAGUGAACGGACUCUUCCUGUGCAUGUCCCAUCUCCAACGGAUCACGGAACUGAGGGCAAUGCUGCAUUCCAUCUGAAGGAGAGUGAGUUCAGGUCGCUCUCACGGGAUUCCUCGCUCCUGGAGGAGGAUGAAGAGCGGUGCGGGAGUGACGGGGAGGGCCCGACGUCCCCACAGAAACAGCCCCACCAGGAGGUCGAGGUCGAGGUCGAGGAUCCCGGAGAAACUCCCGAGAGUGAGAAUGUGACCCUGUCGUCCUCGGGAGCGAUCGACCCUUCCUCCCGCACCCCCACCGCGCUCUCCUCCAGCACCACGUCCCCCGAAGAGCCCAGCAGCAGCCUGGCACAGUCCGUGAUGUCAAUGGCCUCCUCUCAGCUCAGUACUGACACCAUCUCCUCCAUGUCGGGCUCCUACCUGGCCAAUGGAACAGACAGCCUGGCAGAGUGCGAUCCCGAGGAGCGGCUCACUCUGCCUUCAGCAGAGGAGGAGGAGGAGGAGGAGGUCCCUCGGACACCGAUGGCGGAGAUUGGAGCGGGCACUGACCGUCGGGACUCUGAGGGUAACGCUGUUGCCGAGGAGCAGGCGGGAGCUGCUGAACAUGAGUCCAGUAUCCAUGGUAACCACUCUCCCUCUCCCUGUCACCCAGUUUUGGGAAGUCCUGGGCAGGGUGGUGGGGCCCGAGCGUCGUCACUCCCGUGUGCGACAACAACAACGAGCCGCCGGGGCUGAUGGGACUGGACAACGACCCCUGUCCAGAGGUCACUGCGCCCGGGACACCCGUCAGUGAGGACCGGUCCAGCCAGUGGUCCUCUACCCCUUGCAACGCAGACCUGGAUCAAGCUGGAGACCCCAGCCCUGUCUACGGACCUCUGGCCGUGUGAGGAAGGACUGGACUGCAGCCAGAGUGUGGCACCCCUAAAGUAGAUCAACGCUUCACAGCUGGAACUCCCUCCCAGCUCAACACAACAUUGAGACCCCACUCCCCACCUGUCAGUGCUCACUCCAUCCUUAACUCUGCCUUCCUAGACGUUCUGGGCCCACACUCUCCCUCACUGCAUCUCCCUGUCCCUCUCCUUGUCCCUCAUUACUAACUCACUCCGACCCUCACUCCUUACCUUGCUCCGUCUCUCAUUCCCCAUCUUCCCUCACUCCCUGCCCCCUGCAUUGUCCCUUGCUCCAAACUCCUUGCCCACACUCUCACUCCCUGUCCCUCCCUCCGUCCCUCCCUCUGAAUCUCACUCCCUCCCUGCCCCUCCCUCCAUCCCUCCCUCCCUGCCCCUCCCUCCGUCCCUCCCUCCCUGCCCCUCCCUCCGUCUCUCACUCCCUGUCCCUCCCUCCGUCCCUCCCUCUGAAUCUCACUCCCUCCCUGCUCCUCCCUCCGUCCCUCCCUCCCUGCUCCUCCCUCCGUCCCUCCCUCCCUGCUCCUCCCUCCGUCUCUCCCUCCCUGCCCCUCCCUCCGUCCCUCCCUCCCUGCCCCUCCCUCCAUCCCUCCCCCUGCCCCUCCCUCCGUCCCUCCCCCUGAAUCUCACUCCCUCCCUCCCUCCCUCCCUCCCUCCGUCCCUCCCUCCCUCCCUCCCUCCGUCCCUGACGAUGAUCCCCAGUGUUGGGGUGCUUUAAGGCAUGGUUUUUCAUGUUUCCCAGUGACUGUGGCUGAUGCUGAGUGAUUGUCCUCCAUGUUGCAGUCUGUGCAUUGCCUUCCACUGUAGAUCAAUACAUACAAACAAGUA
Messenger RNA from Pristis pectinata (smalltooth sawfish), 5198 nucleotides. RefSeq lists its product as uncharacterized. Gene Ontology annotation, molecular function: ubiquitin protein ligase activity. Gene Ontology annotation, biological process: protein ubiquitination. The transcript has 36 exons. Lineage: Eukaryota; Metazoa; Chordata; Chondrichthyes; Rhinopristiformes; Pristidae. The record is from RefSeq and is a predicted model, not a curated record. Gene Ontology annotation, cellular component: cytoplasm. Bases 40 to 4200 code for a protein of 1386 amino acids.